Messenger RNA from Macaca mulatta (Rhesus monkey), 4415 nucleotides. It is a transcript of the gene TPX2, whose product is annotated as TPX2 microtubule nucleation factor. Gene Ontology annotation, cellular component: microtubule; spindle. NCBI's taxonomy places the organism in Eukaryota, Metazoa, Chordata, Mammalia, Primates, Cercopithecidae. The record is from RefSeq and is a predicted model, not a curated record. Gene Ontology annotation, biological process: activation of protein kinase activity; regulation of mitotic spindle organization.
UUGUGCUUUUGCUCUUCCAUAGGAACUUUAGAAUUAACUUGGCAAAUUCCAGAACAGAACCCACUGGGACUUUCAUUGGAAUUGCCUCGACCUUUUUUUUUUUGUUUUGUUUUGAGAAGAGUCUUGCUCUGUCGCCCAGGCUGGAGUGCAGUGGUGCAAUCUUGGCUCACUGCAACCUCCACCUCCCGGGUUCAAGUGAUUCUCCUGCCUCAGCCUCCCAAGUAGCUGUGAUUACAGGCCCGCGCCAGCACGCCCAGCUAAUUUUUGUAUUUUUAGUAGAGAUGGGGGUUUCAACAUUUUGGCCAGGCUGGUCUUGAACUCGUCGCCUCAAAUGAUCUGCGUAUCUCGGCCUCCCAAAGUGCUGGGAUUACAUGCGUGAGCCACCGCGCCCAGCCUAGAGCUAAAGUUUUGAAUCUUUAGCUUUUGCUGGUAUUAUGAAGGGGGUUGUUUUGUUGUGCUUGUUGCUUCUAUUUUCUAAUUGAUUAAAAAAAAUUAAGAUGGUGGGGGUGGUCUCGUUAUGAUAUCUACGCUGUUCUGGAACUCUUGGUCUCAUAGAUCCUUCUGCUUUAGCCUCCUGAGUAGCUGGGAUUACAGGUGAGGGCCACGAAGCCUGGCCUCUAAUUAAUUAUCGGUGAUGUAUAAAAAGAACAGACCUUCUUCAUUCGAAUCCCGUCUUCUCCAUCUAUUAUAUGAUUUUGGACAUGUUUGUUCAACUUCUCCGAGCCUUUGUUUUCUUUUUACCACAUGGGGAUCAUAAAGCCGGAAUGCAGUUGGGAAUAAAACCGGAUAAAGCACCCAACGAACAAGAUCAGGGCAGGGCCUGGGUAAAAGGUUUGAGAAGACACAUGCACGGUUGGGAAGGACGCUACGGGCGAGUCUAUGUUGCAUGCAGGAGACUCCACGUUAAGACGAGUGAACUCCUCUGAACCUUCAAGGGAUAAUGCACAACCAUAACAAGAAUAAUUUUUAAAAAUAAAGUUUUAUUCCCUGAAAGCCUGGGGAUGUCCAGGAUGCGCGCCAUUCUGUGAUCUAAGUCGACUUUCCACCUCUUCAGUUGGUACCACCUUUCCCAAAGAGUUUGGAGCAGAGCACUCCGGUCUUCGUAGUAAUUUACUCCUAAGGGCUGGUCCAGUGGACUCACGCAGGCGCAGGAGACUACACUUCCCGGGAACUCCCGGCCUCGUUGUUCGCUGGUACCGCCUUCUGACUUCCGGUAUUGCUGCUCUCUGUAGGGCCAAUCGGGAGCCUGGAAUUGCUUUCCUGGAGCUCUGAUUGGUGCAUUCGACUAGGCUGCCUGGGUUCAAAAUUUCAACGAUACUGAAUGAGUCCCGCGGCGGGUUGGCUGGCGCUUCGUUGUCAGAACUGAGGAGAGGCUAGAAGGUGACCUGCUGAGAAAAGUGGUACAAAUACUGGGAAAAACCUGCUCUUCUGCACUAAGUGGGAAACAAUGUCACAAGUUAAAAGCUCUUAUUCCUAUGAUGCCCCCUCGGACUUCAUCAAUUUUUCAUCCUUGGAUGAUGAAGGCGAUACUCAAAACGUAGAUUCAUGGUUUGAGGAGAAGGCCAAUUUGGAGAAUAAGUUACUGGGGAAGAAUGGAACUGGAGGGCUUUUUCAGGGCAAAACUCCUUUGAGAAAGGCUAAUCUUCAGCAAGCUAUUGUCACACCUUUGAAACCAGUUGACAACACUUACUACAAAGAGGCAGAAAAAGAAAAUCUUGUGGAACAAUCCAUUCUGUCAAACGCUUGUUCUUCCCUGGAAGUUGAGGCAGCCAUAUCAAGAAAAACUCCUGCCCAGCCUCAGAGAAGAUCUCUUAGGCUUUCUGCUCAGAAGGAUUUGGAACAGAAAGAAAAGCAUCAUGUAAAAAUGAAAGCCAAGAGAUGUGCCGCUCCUGUAAUCAUCGAUGAAAUUCUACCCUCUAAGAAAAUGAAAGUUUCUAACAACAAAAAGAAGCCAGAGGAAGAAGGCAGUGCUCAAGAUACUUCUGAAAAGAAUGAAUCUUCCCCAGAGAAAGCCAAGGGUAGACAUACUGUGCCUUGUAUGCCACCCAUAAAGCAGAAGGUUCUAAAAAGUACUGAGGAGCAAGAGCUGGAGAAGAGUAUGAAAAUGCAGCAAGAAGUGGUGGAAAUGCGGAAAAAGAAUGAAGAAUUCAAGAAACUUGCUCUGGCUGGCAUAGGGCAACCUGUGAAGAAAUCAGUGAGCCAGGUCACCAAAUCAGUUGACUUCCACUUCCGCACAGAUGAGCGAAUCAAACAACAUCCUAAGAACCAGGAGGAGUAUAAGGAAGUGAACUUUACAUCUGAACUACGAAAGCAUCCUUCGUCUCCUGCCCGAGUGACUAAGGGAUGUACCAUUGUUAAGCCUUUCAACCUGUCCCAAGGAAAGAAAAGAACAUAUGAUGAAACAGUUUCUACAUAUGUGCCCCUUGCACAGCAGGUUGAAGACUUCCAUAAACGAACCCCUAACAGAUAUCAUUUGAGGAGCAAGAAGGAUGAUAUUAACCUGUUACCCUCCAAAUCUUCUGUGACCAAGAUUUGCAGAGACCCACAGACUCCUGUACUGCAAACCAGACACCGUGCACGGCCUGUGACCUGCAAAAGUGCAGCAGAGCUGGAGGCUGAGGAGUUCGAGAAACUGCAACAAUACAAAUUCAAAGCACGUGAACUUGAUCCCAGAAUACUUGAAGGUGGGCCCAUCUUGCCCAAGAAACCACCUGUGAAACCACCCACUGAGCCUAUUGGCUUUGAUUUGGAAAUUGAGAAAAGAAUCCAGGAGCGAGAAUCAAAGAAGAAAUCAGAGGAUGAACACUUUGAAUUUCAUUCCAGACCUUGCCCUACUAAAAUUUUGGAAGAUGUUGUGGGUGUUCCUGAAAAGAGGGUACUUCCAAUCACUGUCCCCAAGUCACCAGCCUUUGCAUUGAAGAACAGAAUUCGAAUGCCCACCAAAGAAGAUGAGGAAGAGGACGAACCAGUCUUGAUAAAAGCUCAACCUGUGCCACAUUAUGGGGUGCCUUUUAAGCCCCAAAUCCCAGAGGCAAGAACUGUGGAAAUAUGCCCUUUCUCCUUUGAUUCUCGAGACAAAGAGCGUCAGUUACAGAAGGAGAAGAAAAUAAAAGAACUGCAGAAAGGGGAGGUGCCCAAGUUCAAGGCACUUCCCUUGCCUCAUUUUGACACCAUUAAUCUGCCAGAGAAGAAGGUAAAGAAUGUGACCCAGAUUGAACCGUUCUGCUUGGAGACUGACAGAAGAGGUGCUCUGAAGGCACAAACUUGGAAGCACCAGCUGGAAGAAGAACUGAGACAGCAGAAAGAAGCAGCUUGCUUCAAGGCUCGUCCAAACACGGUCAUCUCUCAGGAGCCCUUUGUUCCCAAAAAAGAGAAGAAAUCAGUUGCUGAGGGCCUUUCUGGUUCUCUAGUUCAGGAACCUUUUCAGCUGGCUACUGAGAAGAGAGCCAAGGAGCGGCAGGAGCUGGAGAAGAGAAUGGCUGAGGUAGAAGCCCAGAAAGCCCAGCAGUUGGAGGAGGCCAGACAACAGGAGGAAGAGCAGAAAAAGGAGGAGCUGGCCAGGCUACGGAGAGAGCUGGUGCAUAAGGCAAAUCCAAUACGCAAGUACCAGGGUCUGGAGAUAAAGUCAAGUGACCAGCCUCUGACUGUGCCUGUAUCUCCCAAAUUCUCCACUCGAUUCCACUGCUGAACUCAGCUGUGAGCUGCGGACACCGCCUGACAAUGGGACCUGCUCUUAAUAUCAAACCUGAGACCAUCUUGCUUUGUUACUGGGCAUGGAGAGAACCCAUUUCUCCAGACUUUUAGCUACCCAUGCCUGAGAAAGCAUACUUGACAACUGUGGACUCCAGUUUUGUUGAGAAUUGUUUUCUUUUUCAUUACUAAGGCUAAUGAGACAUAACGCAUGUAUGUCUCGAUUAGACUCCAUGUAGUUACUUCCUGUAAACUUAUCAGCUGGCCCUUUAUAUGGGUCUUCACUCUGAUUAGAAUUUAGUCUCUGUGUCAGCACAGUGUAAUCCCUAUUGCUAUUGUCCCUUACCAUUCUCCCCCUCCCCCCACUUUUUUUUUUUUUUUUUUAAAUUUUAACCAGAAAAUAAAGAUAGUUAAAUCCUAAGAUAGGGAUUAAGUCAUGGUUUAGAUGAGGAACAAUCAAUAUAUCAGAUUCUGUCCUCUUCCCUGCAUACAGUGAAUUUAUAGUUAAGGAUCCCUUUGCUGUGAGGGUAGAAAACCUCACCAGCUGCACCAGUGAGGAAGAAGACUGCGUGGACUCAUGGGGAGCCUCACAGCAGCCAUGCAGCAGGCUCUGGGUGGGGCUGCCGUUAAGGCAUGUUCUCUCCUUAUUGGUGCUGAUAAGAACAGGGAACCAGUACAGUGUGCAUUUUAAGACCUAGCCUGGAAUAAAUGUUUUGUCUUCCCUC